UUUACGUUCUUUACGCAACUGAUUACGAUAGAAUUGUACCAAACGCGCACUGUUCGCAGUUAGAUCUGAACGAGUCCGAACGUUUGCAUCAGAAGAGAAAAUGAUUAAAAAGCAGUACAAAAGCGUGUUUGUGACCGUGGGCACGACCGAAUUCGUGGCACUGAUAUGUGCCGUCACUUCGACCGCCGUUCUGGAACAGUUGGCCAAGCUGGGAUGCACUGCGCUAACGAUACAGUUUGGAAAAGGUGAAGCACCUGACGUGGAGCUUGCUCAACGGCACACAACCAUCCGACUCUCGGCGUACGGGUUGAAGAGCAGCAUCGGGGACGACAUCAGCCAAGCGGAUCUGGUGAUCAGCCAUGCCGGUGCCGGAAGUUGCCUCGAAGUGCUGGAAGCCGGCAAACCGCUGAUCGUUGUCGUGAACGAAACGCUGAUGAACAACCAUCAAACGGAGUUGGCCGAGCGGCUCAGCAGGGACAGGAAUCUCUUCUACUGCACGCCAAACACGUUGCUGGAGACGUUGGCCGAGUCCGACUUUAGUAAGCUGGAAAAGCUAGCACCCGGAGCGUUGGACAGUUUCGUUAACCAAUUGGAUGCAUUUAUGGGAUUCUGAUAAAGCACUUCUUCCCAAACAAGCUCUGUUUUACAGCAUACAAUUGUGAAGAAAAACAAACAAACAAAGUGAUGAUGCCUGGCCUUUAUCAGCUGAUAAGGCUGAUACUAGCCAUAUUUACAUAUUGUGAUCGUUUACCCCGGUUUUUAAGUAAAUACAAUAAAAAGUCCAUAUUACGUUCAUGGUAA
Molecule: messenger RNA, 801 nt
Organism: Anopheles arabiensis
Lineage: Eukaryota; Metazoa; Arthropoda; Insecta; Diptera; Culicidae
Gene: Alg13
Product: UDP-N-acetylglucosamine transferase subunit ALG13 homolog
Exons: 1
Coding region: 101-613 (170 amino acids)
Biological process (GO): dolichol-linked oligosaccharide biosynthetic process
Molecular function (GO): hexosyltransferase activity
Source: RefSeq, a predicted model, not a curated record